Sturnus vulgaris (Common starling) is the source of this 1467-nucleotide messenger RNA. RefSeq names its product norrin cystine knot growth factor NDP (gene NDP). Gene Ontology annotation, molecular function: cytokine activity; frizzled binding. Lineage: Eukaryota; Metazoa; Chordata; Aves; Passeriformes; Sturnidae. Gene Ontology annotation, biological process: Norrin signaling pathway; positive regulation of DNA-templated transcription; Wnt signaling pathway. The record is from RefSeq and is a predicted model, not a curated record.
GCUGACACCGGAGGAUGCUGCGCGACCCCAGACCGCCCGCUGAAGGACAGAGGGAGGCUCUCCUGCCUUCCCGGCAGAUCAUUUCCCUGUGUGUCAGCACCAGAGGCACGAGCAUGACUGGUCUGUGCUUCUCUGGGACGGAAGAAGAAUUUGGCUGCUGCGAGCCUGGUGACCAAGUGUCAGUGUAGAGUAACUGCGGGAACUGCCCCGGGGAAAGCGGCUGAGGAGCAGAGCCCCAGCUCCCUGCUGGGAUUCAGAUGCUGCUCUUUAAUUAGCGGAGAGGAGACUGACACCGAGCAAGUGCUGCCUGACAACUGUGCAGAAGAUUCUUUGAUGGAUUACAAUCUCAUCAGACUCCAACUUGAGAAGAAGAAUGACAGCUCAGACACUUAAACCAGACUUUUCACCGUCCUGGAAAGGAACUGGCUUUCAGAAUUUGGAGGGUUUUUGAUGCUCUACCUCCCUCUGCUGUUACCAGCGAGAAGUUCCACGACAAUGGGAAAUCAUGUACUGGCGGCUUCGAUUUCCAUGCUCUCGCUGCUGGUGAUGGUGGGAGACACGGACAGUAAAACAGACGGGUCCUUCCUGAUGGACUCCGACCCCAGCCGCUGUAUGAGGCACCACUACGUGGACUCCAUCAGCCACCCCCUCUACAAGUGCAGCUCCAAGAUGGUGCUGCUGGCUCGCUGCGAAGGCCGCUGCAGCCAGACGUCGCGCUCGGAGCCCCUGGUUUCCUUCAGCACCGUCCUGAAGCAGCCAUUCCGCUCCAGCUGCCACUGCUGCCGCCCCCAGACCUCCAAGCUGAAGGCCAUGAGGCUGCGCUGCUCGGGGGGCAUGCGGCUCACGGCCACCUACCGCUACAUCCUCUCCUGCCACUGCGAGGAGUGCAGCUCCUAGGGCACGGCCAGAGGGGGACCAGGGGUGCUGCUGGCGGGGAAAGACUCCCAAGGGACAAUCCAAGGUCAGGCCGGUGCUCCCAGCACAGGAUUGCGGCGAGGACACGACUAACCGGGCUGGAUUGAAUCUGGGAGCAGAAGCACAAAAUAUCCUGGGUUGUUGGAUGGUGCUGGUUGGUUUGGCAGCGUUGGCUGUGACAAAAGUGUGAGGACUUGUUUUUAAGAAGCCUUUCUUUUUUUCUGAAAGGAUAUUUUUGAGAGUUUCUUCUUUUUCAGACUCGGCUCUGACUACAGAGAGGUGCUUUUACUUUAGGCAGCAGGGGAACAGAGAAGAAGGUCAGCCAGAUGACGACACUGCAGUCUGGAAACUGACAUUUGGACAGAGGAUGGGCAUCAGUUCCCACAGACAACCUCUUAACCUAGCAAUUUAUUCUCGGUUUUCUAGUUAUAUUGGCCUUCAAAACAAACUGUGCUGUUGGCAAGGGUCGUCUGUUACUGACCUAGUGGCCAAAUGCUGGAUAACUUUAAAUGUGGUUUAGCAGAAUUUACAAAUAAACCAUUGAAAAGUGAA